Molecule: messenger RNA, 3494 nt
Organism: Phlebotomus papatasi
Lineage: Eukaryota; Metazoa; Arthropoda; Insecta; Diptera; Psychodidae
Gene: ERR
Product: steroid hormone receptor ERR1
Exons: 8
Coding region: 1716-3092 (458 amino acids)
Biological process (GO): regulation of DNA-templated transcription
Cellular component (GO): nucleus
Molecular function (GO): zinc ion binding; sequence-specific DNA binding; DNA-binding transcription factor activity
Source: RefSeq, a predicted model, not a curated record
UUGGUUCUCUGUAAAUAUUUGAUGAUCGUAAAGGGGUUAAGGGUUAAUCUGCUAUCGUAGGGUAGUAGUUAUUUAAAAAAGUUGUUCAUAUAGCUCGUAUACUUUAGACGUUAAGAAUAUAAUUGAUUUUUUUCUGUCUACCUACAUUAUUAAAUCCAUUUUCAUUUUUAUUGUAUUAGAAUCUAUUCUUCAAUAUUUACUUUUAUUAUAUACAUUACGUUUCAAUUCGCUGGAGCACUAUAUUGAGAUCAAAAUGAGGUGUGAAAUGAUAAAAAUUCUGUCUAAACAGAUGUUUCAUAUUUAUCGUACAGUGUUUACUUAUUGUUUAACAAAUCAACAGGAAAAAAAUCAAUCACCCACGGAGAGAAUUGCGUCAAUUGAAAUAGACUUUUUAGGAUAAAGCAUAAUCUGCAUUAAUGAAUAGAUGUUAAUGCGUGAAAAUGAAUUAGAUGAGCUUUUUUUUCUUUAAGAAUUUUUAUUUUGCGCUGUAUUAAUAUUGAAGAAUUAUGUGACAGAUUUGCAACUGAUCUUAUUGCUGAGUGAUAAAUGUAUUUGUGGGAUUUUAUAUUUGCAGUUCUCUCUCGUGUAAAGCUCAAUGAUUGUGUGUAUAUGUUGUUACUGCUAUAUUUACAUUUAAUGACAUUACGCAAUAUUUCAAUAAUAAAUUCAUCUCAAGCUGCUUGUUUAAGGAAAUUCAAUUGAAAUAGAUUACUGAGGGAGAUAAUUGGAAUUAUGGGAUUUGUUCGGACUAACAGUAGCAUAUUGAGAAUUCUUUUUGCAUUCACGCAAGAGUAUUUAUUGAACUUAAAUACAAUUUAAUGGUAAUAUGGGUGAUCUUUUGGAGACUUACCCCUUUUAUAAAUGUUUGAUUAGGAUUUGCUUCUGAAGAGGCUUUUCUUUUCUUUACUGAUACCGAGAUUCUUUUGCUGAAAAUUCUUAUGUGCGCAAAUUAAUUCAAAGUUGUACAUGUGUUCUUCUCAUAAUUCUAAAAUAUAUUGCUGUAUAUUUUAUUUUCAUUUAGUAAGGGUAUAUAUAAGAAUUUUUUUUUCUCUCUACUUUGAUUCUGGACAUAAGCAAAUGUGUGUGAAGAUUCGAGAAUUUUUCUUCCAACAACAUUUCUAUCUCACUUACUUAGUCUCUUCUCUCUUUCAUGCUAUUCAAUUGAGACUUUUUUUUGAGUCUUCUCUAUAGAAAACACUACUUUCAAGCAACCAUUCUCGUCAGUUGCUUCUGAGCUUGGUAUCGUGUUGGAGUGUAUUAUGUUUUAUUAGCACGACAAAAAAAAGAAGUAAAAGGAGAAGAAAAUUGCUCAAGUAUACCUCUAAAUGUGUAAUUGAAUAUAUAGUGAUAAUAUUCUUUUUCUUUUGAAAGUUUUAUUAACAUAGAAACUUCUUUUAUUUUUACACAAAUAGAAUUUUCUCUAAAUUGUUAUCUGAAAUGUUUAAUAAUAAACUGCUUUAAUGUGAAAUUUGAAUAACAAAAAAAAGAAGAAACACAAUUACAGGGACUUUUUGUGAAUAAUGGACUUUAUCUUUUGUAAAAUAUCUGGUUUUAAGUAAAAGUGGUGGUAAAAAUAAGCAAUAGAAAUAGCAAAUAUGAAAUUCUUCUACUUCAAUAUUUCUUCCUAAAAAUUGUGUUAACGUCUUUUCAAACAAGUGACGCAAAUUGCAGAUUUUCUCCAAAACUGUUGGAAAAUUUUACAUUUCACAAUAGGAAUGUCUCCAAUGAACAAUUGGGUGGAAAAUUUGGUUUCUAUGAUGGCGGAGGAAAAUGGAGCUAGAAUUAAACAAGAAGUCGAUACAAAUUCAUGCUGUAGUCCAUCUCCAUCAUCGGGAAACAAUGCACACGGUGUCAACUUCAGAACAUCUCCAAAUUCAACUAUUGAGUACAAAGUGACGGUGCUGGAUCAGGGAAAUUCGUCACCAGAAUCACCCGAUGGCCAGUUCUGUAGCUCCACAACAUCAGCCUUGGGUGAAAUUUCGAGUGAUUCUAUUCAACAGAGUACAAUAAAGGAAGAAUUGCCAAGGAGAAUCUGUCUUGUUUGUGGCGACACAGCGUCUGGUUUUCACUAUGGUGUGGCUAGUUGUGAAGCAUGCAAGGCAUUCUUCAAGCGAACCAUCCAAGGCAAUAUUGAGUACACGUGUCCGGCCAACAAUGUGUGCGAGAUCAACAAGAGGCGUCGUAAAGCGUGUCAGGCUUGUCGCUUCCAGAAAUGCCUGAGAAUGGGGAUGUUGAAGGAGGGUGUGAGGUUGGAUAGAGUACGGGGCGGAAGGCAAAAGUACAGACGCAAUCCACUCAAUAAUCCCUAUCAACUGCAAUUACCUCAUUCGAAUGCCAUUACGUCGGGUGGCACGACCCUCGAGGACAACAAGAUCCUCGAGAUGUUGUCGUCAUUUGAGCCAGAUCCACUCUGUGUGGGUCAUGGUGGAAUUGACCUCAUGAACCGACAAAUGGAUGUGAAAGUCUUCAUGGAUGAUCGCAUGGGAGUCGAUGCUCAGGAAAUGCUUAGUGUUUUAAGUGAUUUGUACGAUAGAGAAUUAGUCAAUGUAAUCAGUUGGGCAAAACAAAUUCCAGGCUUUACAGAUUUACCUCUCAAUGAUCAGAUGAAGUUACUUCAGGGAAGCUGGGCUGAGAUUCUUACACUGCAGCUAGCUCAUCGAUCAGUGCCAUUCAAUGGUAAAUUGUACUUUGCCACAGAUUUCUGGCUGGAUGAAAGAUCAGCAAAGGAAUGUGGAGCUGUGGAAUUGUUCAGUCAUUGUGCCCUUACAAUUCAGCGUGUGGAAAGAAUUGCGGCCAGCAAAGAGGAAUAUUAUUUACUUAAGGCUCUUCUAUUGGCAAAUUGUGAUGUUAAAUUGGACAAUUAUGGGGCUCUGAGGAAAUUCCGGGAGACAAUUUUAAAUGCACUCAAUGAUUGUGUUUAUGUGCUGAGACAUAGUACAGCCGUUUCUCACCAACAACAGUUGCUCCUUCUGUUGCCAUCUCUUAGGCAAGCAGACCCGAUCAUCAGAAAAUUCUGGAGCCAAAUCUAUUGUGAGAGAAAAGUUACAAUGAAUAAAUUAUUUCUGGAGAUGCUGGAACCAGUCUCACGAUAAAACUUAAGGAAUUACUCUCCAGAAAAAUGGCGAGGGAAUGGAGAUUAUCGGGGGGACAAAUUGAACUGGGAUUUUAUUUUAAUACGCAUGGGAUGUGAUCUUAAGAAAAUUUAAGGAAAAAAAAGUUUGAGCAAUAAUUGGACGAUAGGUAAAGAAAAAAUAAAUUGAUUGAGAGCAUUAUUGUGAGAGAAACAUAUAUUAAUUUUAUUGGAAUCUCUUAUUAUUAGAUGCAUUGGUUUUCUAAUUAUUCUUCUAAAAAAAAAACAAUGAAUAAAUUUAAAUCACAGUUGAAACAUUUUACCAGCUUCACAAUUAUUUAAUAGCUUAAGAAACUUAAGAAAACAAAAUAAUUGGUAGAAUCAAGCUUAAAAGUUUUAAAAAAAUGACAAAAUUUCCAAGAAA